Molecule: messenger RNA, 504 nt
Organism: Schistosoma curassoni
Lineage: Eukaryota; Metazoa; Platyhelminthes; Trematoda; Strigeidida; Schistosomatidae
Source: the annotation of a GenBank genome assembly
AUGGUUGUCACUGUCGUGAAGUUAAUGGCAUUGUCCAAUCUUGCGUUUUGUUGCCAACAAAUUUAUGGUGACCCUAUAGAUUAUCUAAUAAAUUUCGGAACAUUAGCUAGAUUGACUGCGAAACCAUUACGUCAAGCUGCCAAAAAGUUACUUGAAAACGAACUAGAAGCUGUGGGUAUUCGAUUGAAUAAAAACAAACCAAAUAUUUAUUUCAAGCAAAAGAAGACAGGUGGAUUAAAAAUCACAUCAAUGGUUCCCUUAACAAAGAUAAACGAGAAAAUGACUCAAAUGAUACUGCAGGAAUAUAAAAUAUUUAAUGCAGAAGUCAUCUUUCGAGAAGAUUCUACACCGGAUGAAUUUAUUGAUGUAGUAGUUGGCGGUCGAGUAUAUCUGGCUUGUCUUUACGUGUAUAAUAAAAUUGACCAAAUAUCACUUCAAGAAGUUGACAGAUUAGCAAGACAGCCUCAUUCAGUUGUUGUUAGGUUAGUUCAAACCUUUUUUUAA